This is a messenger RNA of Penicillium daleae, 1560 nucleotides long. RefSeq lists its product as uncharacterized. Gene Ontology annotation, molecular function: hydrolase activity, hydrolyzing O-glycosyl compounds. Gene Ontology annotation, biological process: carbohydrate metabolic process. The record is from RefSeq and is a predicted model, not a curated record. The transcript has 3 exons. NCBI's taxonomy places the organism in Eukaryota, Fungi, Ascomycota, Eurotiomycetes, Eurotiales, Aspergillaceae. The coding region runs from base 1 to 1560 and encodes 519 amino acids.
AUGGCUCUGAGUCUUCUUACUAUCACGAGUCUGGUGGUCACUGCACUAGGGAGUCAGGUCUCCGUGUCGGUUGACGCCGCCUUUAGCCUUGGCUCCUGGAUUCCGAUCCACCGCUUCUACGACGACACCGGUAACCCGAUCUAUAACUUCACCAUCAUCGAUGAUAUCUUUGAUCAUUACCUAGCCGCCGACGUCAAGCCCUAUCUUGAGAUUGGCUUCACCCCGGAGGCGCUGGCAGUGGACCCCAACCCCUACUUCUUCGACUUCAACCCUGCUUUGGGUGCUAACAACAUCUACACCGGAUGGUCGCACCCCCCAAAAAGCUAUGAGCGCUGGGGUGAACUGGUUUACAAGCUGACCAAGCACCUGGUAGACCGUUAUGGCGCGAACGAGGUCAAUCAAUGGUACUUCGAGGUCUGGAACGAGCCAAAUAUUCCCUACUGGAACGGAACAACCCAGGGCUUCUACAAGCUCCAUGACUAUGCGGUCAACUCCGUCCUGGAGGCCCUGCCCACCGCUAGCGUGGGUGGCCCCGAGGUCGCUGGUGGUGCCGCCGGAUCCUAUCUUGGCGACUUCCUGGAGCAUUGCAGUCAGGGCACCAACUAUGCCACCGGCAAGAAGGGAACGCCUCUUGACUUCAUCUCGUUCCACGCCAAAGGCGCGCCCCUCUUUGUCAAUACUACUGGCGACAGCGGUUACAUCCAGAUGAACAUGUCACCCCAAUUGCAGCAGAUCGACGAGGCCUUCGACAUCGUCGCAUCCUUCCCACAGUACAAACACAAGCCCAUUUUCAUGAGCGAGUAUGACCCCGACAGCUGUGCAGCGUGCACUUCGGCUGCAUAUGGUUACCGGAACGGACUUCUGUACGGUGCUUACUCUGCCGCGUCCUUCACUCGCGCCAUGGACUUGGCUGCCAACCGCAGUGUCAACCUCCAGGGAGCGCUGACCUGGGCCUUUGAGUAUGAGAAGAACGCGAUUCUGCCCAACGAGACUGGCUACUUCGAUGGCUUCCGAGUAUUGAGCACCCAGGGCAUCGAUAAGCCUGUCCUUAACUUCCACCGCAUGUGGAGCAUGCUGAGCGGCGACCGCAUCAAGGCCGAAAGCUCUGGCCAAAUCCCCCUCGAUGUGGUAUUAAAUGACGGCAUCAGGGGCCAGCAAACCGACGUCGGCUCCCUUGCCACUUUUGACAAGGAUGCACAGGCGCUAUUUGUGUUUGUGUGGCACUACCACGACAACAAUCUGGACUUCCCCGAUGCCCAGGUUUCCGUGGACAUCAAGGGUCUUCCUUCACACUUUGCGAACCUCCGUGGCAAUGUUACAGUAACUCACUACCGUGUGGAUAAUGACCACAGCAACUCUUAUGCCAAGUGGCUCUCCAUGGGCUCUCCCCAGGACCCGAGUACAAAUCAGUAUAACGAGCUAGUCAGUGCGGGCAAGCUUAUGACUCUCGGUUCCCCCACGUCCAUGCAUGUAUCGAAGGGCACGCUGUCUGUCGACUUCUCGCUUCCUAUUCGAGCCCUGUCAUUGCUUGUGUUCGAGGUGAGCUCUCCCACAUUGUAG